This is a messenger RNA of Culicoides brevitarsis, 1379 nucleotides long. RefSeq names its product transcription factor E4F1-like. The transcript has a single exon. The record is from RefSeq and is a predicted model, not a curated record. Gene Ontology annotation, cellular component: nucleus. NCBI's taxonomy places the organism in Eukaryota, Metazoa, Arthropoda, Insecta, Diptera, Ceratopogonidae. Bases 86 to 1177 code for a protein of 363 amino acids. Gene Ontology annotation, biological process: regulation of gene expression.
CAAAAACCGCAUAAUUCGUCUUUUCAAACAAUUUCUCUAAUGAAUUUCUCAAAUAAAGCCUCAUAAACCCCGAAAUUCCCCAAAAAUGGAGACAACAUGCGUCGGCUGCAACACAAAAAGCUACGGCAUGAUCGGAAUCUACAAACAUCCGAAGAAACUUGAUGAAAUGUUCACCGAAUUGAGCGGCUUUGAGGUAUUGACUGACGAUUAUUUGUGCAUCCAAUGUUACGAAGACCUAAAAACUUCCUUAGAUUUCAAGAGAAAAAUCGAAAAUUGUUGUCGAGGCUCACGAAAACGCAUUAUUAACAUUCCUCAUGAUGAUCCUUUAAUAGAACAAAUUGACACGGGAGGCGAAUAUGAGGUUCUGAUCUCAUCGACAUCAACAGAACAAAAUGUUUUAGUGCCGCAAUCGACUGUUGCAACGACAAAAAACGAGAAAAAGAGCCCAAAAGUAACAAAAAUUGGCGAAAGAAAGAGUCUGAGAAAAUCCGCAGAGAAAAAAUCCAACGAAACUCCGAAAGAAAUCGAAUUAAUUCUCAGUUGCGAGGAUUUUGAAGCUGAAGAACCUUCUUUUAAGUUAUUUGACAGCGCGGGAGACGUCGUCGAAGAAACAGAAGUUUCAGAUUUUGUCGACGAAGAACCCGAAAAUGACGAAUCAUCAACGUCGAAAGACAAAAAAGUCAUUAAAAACCACAAAUGUCAAUAUUGUUCGAAGCUUUUCCGCUCAAAACAGGCUUUGGAAGGACAUCAUCGAAGUCAUACGGGCUCCAAACCCUUCAUUUGCGAAUAUUGUCAAAAGGGAUUUGCUGAAAUGGGCAAUUUACGGCAACAUGUGAACUCGAUUCACUUGAACCAACGCAAAUAUUCGUGCGAAAAGUGCAAAAAAACGUUUAAAACGCAUUAUUCGCAUAAAGUUCACACGCGUUCCUGCAUCACAAAAGAAAAACCUUACAAAUGUCAGUAUUGCGAAAAAGGCUUUUACUCUUCGGGGAAGCUGCAACUUCAUACGAGGACCCAUACAAACGAAAGGCCUUAUCCAUGCCCGCAUUGCAGUAGCAAAUUCAAAGAUAGUACAGGCCUUAAACGACACGUGGGUCGAGUUCAUUCCGAAUCUUCGUCAAAAGUCAAAAAUGAACGAAUUUUAGAAGAAGGAGAAACUUCCGAAAGUCAAAAUUAAAUAAAAAAAAAUUACGGAACAUUUUUUUGUUUAUUCCAGAUAAUAGAUAGUGUAUACACAAUGGUCACUUAUUGAAUAUAUAUUCAUUAUAAUAAACAUAGUGAUAUCUAAGCUACAAUCUAAUAAGUCAAUAUUUCUUAAUUUUAUUUUUUCAUAUCCUUUUUUGUUUGUUUAUUGUUUAUUUUUUUUUUAAUAAAUCUAA